AUGGUACCCAAUAUUGCUAUUGCACUAGCCGCGUUUUCUGUUGUUUCGUCAGCAGCAACAACUAUCGACAGGAGAGUAAUAGGCGGAGAGGAUGCUAAGGACGGUGAGUUUCCAUUCAUCGUCAGUCUUAGCGGAAGAGGAGGUCAAUGUAGUGGCAGUUUGCUGGACAGCACUACGGUUCUUACUGCUGCUCAUUGCCUUGAAGGCAGAUUCACCUCUAAUAGACGGAUGGGUGGAGUAAUUGCAGAUAUUGCAUCCGCCAAGGAGCACCCGAGUUACAUCAAGGGGCAUGGUGUUCAUGACAUUGCCAUCUUGAAAUUAUCAACUCCGAUUGAGAGGAACGACACAAUUGGGAUUGGCUAUGCAGUUCUGCCUGAAAACGGCUCGGAUCCCGCACCAAAUUCCAUGGCAAUAACCGCAGGGUGGGGCGUCCAAGGCAACGGAAAUCCAGGUUAUAACCACGUGGUUAACAAACUUGCCAAGGUUGUAAUUCCUGUUCGUGAGCGCGAGAAAUGUAGGUUGCAAUUUAAUCCACCCGAGGCUCAUCCAGACACAAUAUGCGCCGGUGUAAAUGGCAAGGAUGCAUGCCAUGGGGAUAGCGGCGGUCCUCUCAUCGACCAGGAGACGGGACAGUUAAUCGGUCUCGUCUCACGGGGCCAAUGCACCAACCCUCCCACGGUGUAUACUAGGGUCGGCAGCUACAUCCCUUGGAUUGAAGAUCAUCUUGGGGGGGUUGGCUCUGGUCCUAUCCCUAUUUCUACAACAAGUUCCGUGUUGCCCAAGGGCACGCCUACCGCCGGCCAGAAGCGCCCUUGGAUAGAACUUGUUAAUUAUGGCAUUGUCGCCAGCUGUGGCUUCACGGAAAACAGAGAAGAGGAAUGUGGGACUGAGAUUUACUGCGGUUUGUUCGACUGGUCGCCUUCACACGACGGCGCCUUCAAGAACUCCAAGGAGUGCCUCGACGCCCAUGUGCCUAAGCCCAAGGCAGCCAGGGCAUCGAUUCCCCGCCAGUAA
Molecule: messenger RNA, 1014 nt
Organism: Metarhizium brunneum ARSEF 3297
Lineage: Eukaryota; Fungi; Ascomycota; Sordariomycetes; Hypocreales; Clavicipitaceae
Product: Trypsin
Biological process (GO): proteolysis
Molecular function (GO): serine-type endopeptidase activity
Source: RefSeq, a predicted model, not a curated record